This is a messenger RNA of Pediculus humanus corporis (human body louse), 2358 nucleotides long. RefSeq lists its product as uncharacterized. The record is from RefSeq and is a predicted model, not a curated record. Gene Ontology annotation, cellular component: COG complex. The transcript has 9 exons. The coding region runs from base 1 to 2358 and encodes 785 amino acids. Lineage: Eukaryota; Metazoa; Arthropoda; Insecta; Psocodea; Pediculidae. Gene Ontology annotation, biological process: intra-Golgi vesicle-mediated transport.
AUGACGUCCGUUGAGGAAUCGGUAUUUGACGUUUUAAAAAAUGAUGAUUUUCUCAAAAACUUUAUAACCCCAAGUAACAAUGUUUCAAUGGAACAAUGUAGUCAGAUUUUAUCAGUUAAUGAGCAGGUUUUAAAGUUAUGUGAAGGUAUUGAAGCAUUAAAUAAAGAAAUACAAAGACAAGUAUCUGAAAAUCAUGAAGAUUUACUAUUUCAUGCUACUUGGAUAGAAAAACUUGAAGACGUAAUGGAAAUGAUGUCGGUACAUAUGCAGUCCUUGAUUUCAGGCACAGAACGUAUUUCAUCUAAAAUAAUAGAACCUUUUCAAAAAAUGGAACAGCAAAAUUUAAUUAUGGAAAAUAUCUUAAAAACUUUGGACAUUUUAAGAAAAAUCGCUAGAGUAUUAGUUGUUUCUCAUCGAUUGCCACUUCACAUUUCUUCUGAAGCUGACAUCCUUAAAAUUUCUCAAAAUAUUAGAGAACUUGAUCAACUCUGGGUUGAAAAGGAUUUAUCCAAUUUAAAAAUUUUAGAAUCGAAUCAAAGGACAUUAAAAACCAUCAGAAAUGAUGUAAGUGAAAAAACAAAAGUACAACUUGUAUCAGGCAUAAAAAAGCAAAAAAUGGAACAAAUUAGUCAAUCUGUUCAAAUAUUGUAUAAUUUAAAUAUGCUUGUGACUUCAGUUAGUGAUUUUGUAAAUUCUUCGUUAAACUCGUUAAAACAAUUAAUUACUGAUAAUUUAAAUACUUUAUUGGAUUCAGCAAAACCUAAAAGUGGAUCCAGUACAGAAUUAUCUAAACGAGGCCCAGGAAAAGCUGCAAUGCCAUCAAUGGGGAACACACUGUCAUUUCGUCCUAGACUGUGGUCAGCUCUUGAUGAAAUAUUUGAUGUUAUUUAUUCAUAUGCUAUUGAAAUUGAAAUUUUAGAGGCUAGUUUAUAUCAAAGCAAAAAUGACUUUACAAACAUAAAAUCUCAGAAUUUUAUCGAAAUAUUUCCUGAAAAUAAAAGGGAAAUCACUCAAAAUUUUUGGUUGUCGAUUAAUUCAUAUUUAGGCGAUCAACUCAUUAAAAGUUCCAAGUCUUGCAAAUUUAUAAGGGAAGCAUUAGAAGGAGAAUACCCUAGAUUUUUGAGAUUAUACAUAGAUCUAUGUAAAAAAUUACAAACAUAUGAAAAACCGGAAAAUUUUUCUUAUAAUUUUGUUAUAUGUAAAAAUGUAAUAGCAACAUUCGAGCAGGCUUACCUAUCUAACCUGGAUUCAGUUGUUUCAUUUCCUGUGCAUAAUAUGUUUUCUUUGGAUGUCGUACCCAAACUCGUGCCCAGCACAGAAGACAUUGAUACUUUAAUAAGAAUCAUUAGGAGUGAACUUUCUGUAGCUUUGUUUGAUGCAAAUUUAAGUUCUACAAUUGCUAGAAAUAUUACCAAAUCAAUUGGAAUAUUUUGUAAUCUUUGCGAAGAACAUAUUGUUGUUCAGGGACCAGAUGCUGUUCAAGUUAUAGGUCCCAGAAAAGCAGCACAAGAUAGAAAUAUUGAAAUUUCAAAUCGUUUGGAAUAUUUAAAAUUGAAAUUAAAAAGUGUUACAUCUAAUUUAGGAAAAAAUACAGAUGCAGCAGACAUUUUAAAUUUAUCAUUGGUCACUUAUGCAGAUAGUUUGAUCACAAAAAUAAUUAGCGGAAUGCUUGAUUCGAUUGUGCAAGCCAUUAAGAAAAUAAUUUCGACUAUUCAUGUGGAAGAUUUUUCUAGGGAAGAAGAAAAAGAAAAUUCUAUUUCUCUGUAUAUGAGAGAACUAACUGCAUUUGUUUCAAGGGCAUAUAGUAAUUAUUUGAAACCUUUUGAAAGUCAAGAUGUAUUAAAAAAAUGUUGUGCAGAAUCGGGAAUGAGUUGUAUAAAAUUCUUUUUGAGGCACAUUUCAUUAAUUAGGCCUCUGGGCUCAGGAGGUAGGGUUAGACUCGUAUCAGAUUGCACAGAGUUUGAAACAGCCAUGAUGGUAUUUUUGGGAGAUGAACCAAAGUCCUACAGAAUGUUGAGAGUGUUCAAGUUGAUUUUGUCUCAAUCUCCACAAGAAAUUUUAAAUAAUUCUGCCAUAGGAGAAACCAUACCGUACAGCCUAGUUUUAUUUUAUUUAUUUUCUUACGCUCCAGAAGAAAUGAAAUCACCACAUGAGAGUGGAAUCGAUCCGAGAAUAAAAUCUAUUGAAUCAUUAUCUGAAUAUUUAGACAAUCACGAAUCUGAAAGAGAAAAAAUUGAUUUGAUUAAUCGCACAAUGGCGAAAUAUUGCGAGUCCGUGCGACAAAUUCCAGGGAAAAAUUUUGAUUCAAUUUAUGGAGUAAUGGCUCACUUAAUUCAGAAAUUUAGAUCCACAAUUUAG